Neomonachus schauinslandi (Hawaiian monk seal) is the source of this 1086-nucleotide messenger RNA. RefSeq names its product NADP dependent oxidoreductase domain containing 1 (gene NOXRED1). Gene Ontology annotation, molecular function: pyrroline-5-carboxylate reductase activity. The record is from RefSeq and is a predicted model, not a curated record. Lineage: Eukaryota; Metazoa; Chordata; Mammalia; Carnivora; Phocidae. The transcript has 6 exons. Gene Ontology annotation, biological process: L-proline biosynthetic process. The coding region runs from base 1 to 1086 and encodes 361 amino acids.
AUGGACAUGCUAGGGGACCUUGAAUCCCUGCAGUUUGAGUAUGGGAUUCAAGAGGAAGAUCGCAGCUGGCUGUAUUUGCAGGGCCGUUCUCGAGGGCUGAUGAUCAAGGCCUGUGCCCAUGCAACCUUCUUCUGCAAGCUACUCUGUAAUUUGAGAGAAUCAUUCCAUGAGAAGCAGACUUCCAGCUGUCCCUUGACUGGAUUGCUUACUGGCAUUCCCGAUGAUGAUGAGUUAAAGGUGGGCAUCAUUGGAGGUGGCCACCUUGGGAAGCAGCUGGCUCGUGUACUGCUUCAGCUUGUCCCCAUCCCUGCUGAGAACCUGAGGAUCUCCACUCGGAGGCCAGAGGCCCUGGAUGAGUUCCAGAAACUGGGAAUCCAGUGUUUUUACCAUAACCCUUAUCUGGUGGACUGGGCCAACGUGCUGUUCCUCUGCUGCCUGCCCUCUCAGCUGCCUAAUAUCUGCCUAGAAAUUCAAACCCGCCUGGAGAAAGGUUGCAUCGUGUACAGCUUCGUGGCUGCCGUCCCAAUAGCCAGGUUGAAACUCCUACUGAACCACACCAAUAUCUUGCGGCCUCAGUAUCAAUGUGUUGAAGAUUUUGUCAACAUCUGGGGGGCCAACAAGGACAUCACAGCUGCCCUCCAAGAUCCUGUGAUUCUUCAGGCUACCUGCCCCUACAGUCCUGCUGGGGGAAUAAUCCUCAAUAUCAAGUGGUUGGAGGGAGUGUUAUACGCGGUCCUAAACAUCUGCACCGCAAGGGACAUGCCUCACUUACAAGCGCUGCAGCUUCUGAAUGAGCUGUUACUCUCUGUGCACUUUGAAGACUGUGAGAAAGAUGGAGCAUCUUGCCCCAAAUUUCAGUUACAUGAUUUUGUCAGCCAAAUCUAUAGCAAGAACCUAUCUCAGCAAAGGCCUUUCCCCUGGUUUGAUCUGACUGCUGUGCAACUCAAGGAAACACCCUUUAGUCAGCAUCUCUCAGCCAGUACUGCUCUCCAAGACCACCUUACCUAUCGAUACUGUGAUUCAUUUGGUAUCUCCCUACCCCAAGAACAGCAGCCAGGGGUUUCCACAGGCUCUGCCUCUCAAUAA